UCAAAACUUUCUCUUAAUAAUGUGGCACAUACUAAGCAAGCCCAGAGAAUUUGCUCCUGAUUGAUUCUGAUUUUAUAAACUGUUGAACACAAAAUGGCUUUUUUUUUGCUGCAGAGUCACCAUUUUUAUUUAUGGUGCUUCCUAGAGGCGGUAGACGACAACACAUUUCAAUGCAGACAAGAGAUGAAACUUGGGAGGUUACUCUGUCAAUUGGUAUAUGUUACAUACUUCUCGGAUAAUAACAUAAUUACGGUAAUUUAAAAUGGUAGCAUUCAUCUUGGAAGACCCUGAAGUAAUAGCUAGUUUAUUUGAAAGUUUUUUAGUCGUGUACAGUACAUUAGCAAGAAGCUUUGUUUUAAGUUUAAAGAAUUGAUGUAUUCCAAUGUUAUUUCAUAAAAUGCAUUAAUUAAACAGCUUCUGGCAAUCACGAUGCAGUAUGGAUGACUCAUCUCAACGAUAUUGAGAAGAGAAAAGAAUAUUCGAAAGCUAUGUUUCAACUCGCAACUACUGCUUGGUUAGAAAAGAAUACGAGGAUAACUUGGUGUCAUCAGACUUGCAUUGAUUAUUUUUGUGGAGGGAAACUAAAGAGGUUAUUGGAGAAAUCAAACUUGUGUAAUGAUAAAGCAGAUAAUAAUUGUAUUAAUAAAAAGAUAAUUUUGCCACUUGUUGGGAAGGUAAAACUAUUAGAUGUCGGCAGUUGUUAUAAUCCAUUUUCUGUUUAUCCUGAAUAUCAAUGCACAGCAAUUGAUCUCACACCUGCUGUAGAGAAUGUGUUACAAUGUGAUUUUCUUCAGCUAAAAAUUUCGUCUCAACCAAAAGUCUCAAAUUUGUUGCAGUCGGAGGCAUUGACAGAACUUAGCGAGUGUACGUUUGACGUUGUUGUAUUUUCGUUAGUUUUAGAAUAUUUACCGGCACCGAAACAAAGAUUUGUGUUUUGUCAAAAAGCAUGGAAACUCUUGAAAUAUGACGGAUUAUUGCUCAUAGUGACUCCAGAUUCUAAAAAACAACAUUGUAAUGCUCCCAUGAUGAAAAAAUGGAGAUUGGCAUUGGAACAUAUUGGAUUUCAGAGGAUAGCUUACGAAAAACAGAGACACAUGCAUUGCAUGGCCUUUCGAAAGUUAUUUGUCGAGUCGAAUGAUAAAACGGAUGAUGAUAUUAUACAACUUCUUAGCAUUCCUCAAGAUUUUCAUCAUUAUGAAGAUGACAGUUUACAUGAAGAACAGAGAGAAAGAACUGAAGAAGAGAAUGAAAAUAUCCAAAUUUGUUUUACCGAAUUGCCUGCUUUUAUAGGAUGAUACAAAUAUUUUGAAGAUAUUUGAGGCUUGUAUAUAUUUGUAAACGGUAACAUUUUCAUAUAUUUUAAAUUUUAAUCUAUAGUUUUAACC
Molecule: messenger RNA, 1385 nt
Organism: Centruroides sculpturatus (bark scorpion)
Lineage: Eukaryota; Metazoa; Arthropoda; Arachnida; Scorpiones; Buthidae
Product: probable methyltransferase BMT2 homolog
Exons: 5
Coding region: 441-1295 (284 amino acids)
Biological process (GO): negative regulation of TORC1 signaling
Source: RefSeq, a predicted model, not a curated record